CAGUGAGAGCCAGGCCGCCGCCAUAGCCGCUCCCCGGGCAACGAAGGAGGAGAAACCGUCGAAUUUUCUCUCUUUUUUCUCUGUCUGUCUGUCUGUCUGUCUGUCUAUCUAUCUAUCUAUCUAUCUAUUUAUCUAUCUAUCUGUCCAUCUAUCUGUCUUUCCGUCUAUCUGUCCGUCUUCUUUCUCUCAUUUACUUUUUCUGUCUUUCUCACUCCUUCCAAUCUCUCACGUCAAACAGCUCACCGCUCGCUCGUUCGCUCGGUUACUUUCAUUUCUCUUCCUCUUCCUCUCUUGUUCACUCUUACUCUGUGUUCCUCUUUUUCUUUUUCUAUCUUUCUCUCUCUCUCUCUCUUUUUUCUCUCUCUCUCUCUCUCUCUCUCUCUCUCUCUCUCUCUCUCUUUUACCCCUUCGGUCGUGCGUGCGUGCAGUGCGUGCACGUUUCUUGCUCGUAUUUGCGCGUACCGUUUAACGUGUCAUCAAUCGUACCGAUCACGCUCCAUUUAUGAUACGCGUUUUUACCAUUGCAAAAGGAUUUUCGAUAGGAGCAAUAUAAAGGAAAAAGAAAAAGAGAGAGAAGGGCGAGAGAGAGAGAGAGAGAGAGGGAGAGAGAGGGAGAGAGAGAGAGGGAGAGAGAAGUAGAGAGAGAGAGAGAGAGAGAGAGAGAAAGAGGGCUGGCUAGUGCGUCAAAGUGUAUUCUGCGAAAAUGUGAUCCGGAACAAAGACGUGGUGCGAGGAGCUUACGUGUCGACUAGGUGAAGUGUCGAAAGGAAGAGUAACGCCGCGCGCGAGAUGGUGCGCGAUAAACUCAUACGUCGUACAUAUCCCGUCGAUGCGACGAAAACUUGUUAGAUAUAUACGACAAUCAAUUCAUGGAUUUUCCUGCUCGAAUAAAUGUUCGGAAGAAGUAAACGAGCGAGCGAGCGAAUGAACGAACGAACGAAAGAAAGAAGAGGACGUGGAGUUCGGACACGUGUCGAAUACCACGAGCCAAGCAACCCCCUAUCGAAAGAUAAGGGAAUCGAGAUUAACGGCUGGGCUGAGGGUUGACGGGGCGAUCGGUGAUGCUUGACGUGAAGAGGAUCGCGUAGGUCGUCCAAGCACGAAAUCUAGCGCGCUUCGUCGAAGGAGCGGUAGAUGCGCGAGACACUUGUUGCACGUUGCACGACUGCUAAGAAGAGGGAGGGAGAGUGGCUUGGAGGGUGUUGCGAAAAAAAUCCAAAGUCGGUGAGAGAGAGAGAGAGAGAGAGGUAGGGGAGAUAGAAAGAGAUAGGAAGGAGAGAAAGAGAGAGAGAGAGAGAGAGAGAGAGAGAGAGCGGAAGAGAUGUCGAUCAAUCGCUCGAAUCCGUUCUUCCAUCGUACUUCCCUUCUCCAAUCGUUGAAGGAGAGAUCCUUCGCUUUUGGCCAUCCUUGAGAAAGAAUCGUAUUUUCAAAAUCACGUUCCCGAAAAGAUCUCUUCGGUGAUCUGUUCGGCUAAAGUGGUAGAAGACCAUCGAAGGGUUGGUUCUAAGGAUGAACGGAAGAAACGCGACAAAACGAUACGGCCGGUGACAGCGGUGGUGAGGAGGCAUCAGCCGGCAGCCAUUCUGGAGACGAAAAACAGGAUCUUCGCAUCCUCGUCGGAGCCGUCCUAUUUGGCCGGCCGUUUCGUUUGGAGGAAUAAGAAGAGAAGAGAAACGAAGGAAAGCUGGAUCACCUACGUGGAAUGUCUUCGGGCGCCAAGCGACUGGUGCAGUCGCUUAGGGGCCGAACCAGUGGUGGUGGUGGUGGUGGUGGUGGUGGUGGUGGUAGAAGCAUCGGCGGUGGAGGAAGCACUCGUUCGGAUGGCAUCGUCGGUGAAGUUAACGUCAUUGGGUCCGCCGGUUCUAGCACCAGUGCGACCAGAUUGUGCCAUUAUGACAGUGGCCACGAACUCGACGAGAUCUCCGUCGUCGGCGGUAGCGUCGCCGUUACCGGCGGCGUUGUCAUCGGACCUCUUCCCACUCCCACCACACCUUGCCAUUGCACCACUCACAAAUAUGGCAGCGGACAGACCCUUUACAGCAUCGCCGGUCUCCCUCCCGCCCCCGCCGCACCCGCUCACAGAGCUCACUCCGGCGGUAUCGCAUCGACGGCCGGCGGAACGAUCGACCGUCUAAGUUGCGGUUCCGUGUCCGCGUUAGGAUACGACAUCGUCGAUAAACACAGGGAUGGUGGUAUCGUUGAGACGCCCGGAGGAAGAAGAAGAGGAAGAUCGGUGCUCGCGAGAGAGAGGGAGGAUGACACGAAGAGCGCGAAGAGCGCGGAGAGCGUCUCCAGGGGCGUUCUACACUCGAGACAAAGCCUCCUGGAUCUUGUUAGCAGCAAAUUCAUGAGCCGACACACACCGACUCAUCACUACUAUCAACAACAGGUUCAGCAGGUAUACUCUGUGUCGCAGCGAUACUUUGGCUCGUCCCGCGACUCGCUUCAGGGAGCCUACGUGAAUCGCGGAGCGAGCGAAUUGGAUCUCAGUCGUAAACCGAGGAGGAGGGACCAGCAGAGGGGUAGGAUUAAGUUGCCAUACGCGGUCGGUGCGACCCCGUCGCGCGAUCAAUCGCAUCUUCAUACGCCGGCCUCCAUCAACCACCUAAGUAACUUCAGCUGCAACGGCACCGAAACGAGGUAUACGGCCCAGCAGCAACAACAGCAACGCGGUAGCAGAGGUUUUCCCGGUCAAGCUGGAACGAAAGGUUUCCGUACCGGAGCGCCAAAUUGGUCCUUCAUAUUUGAUCCCGCGGGACGACUUUGUUAUUAUUGGUCGAUGGUGGUCUCUCUCGCCUUCCUUUACAACUUUUGGGUCAUCAUCUUUAGGUUUGCCUUCCAGGAAAUCAACGGCGAAACGUAUUGGAUUUGGUUCUGCCUGGACUAUUUCUCGGAUUUUUUAUACGUCCUGGAUAUAAUCUUUCAUAUUCGAACGGGAUAUUUGGAGGACGGCGUUUUACAAACCGACGCCACGAAACUUCGGAAUCAUUACACGAACAGCACUACGUUUUACAUAGACAUUCUGUGCCUGCUGCCCCUCGACUUUUUAUAUUUAUCUAUAGGAUUCAACAGUAUGCUGCGAAGUUUUAGACUCGUUAAAAUUUACCGGUUCUGGGCGUUCAUGGAUUGGACCGAGCGACACACGAACUAUCCAAAUUUAUUUCGUUCCACAUCCUUGAUACAUUAUUUGCUGGUGAUCUUUCACUGGAACGGGUGCCUCUUUCACAUUAUUCAUAAGAACAACGGUUUUGGAAGUAAGGAUUGGGUCUUCAGCAACUCCGAAACCGCGGACGUUGUAAAGCAGUAUCUACAAAGUUACUAUUGGUGCACCUUGGCACUGACCACCAUCGGCGAUUUACCCAGGCCAAGAAGCAAGGGCGAGUAUCUCUUCGUAAUAGGUCAGCUCCUUUUUGGUCUGCUCCUAUUCGCCACGGUACUGGGACACGUGGCGAACAUCGUAACUUCGGUCAGCGCGGCACGAAAAGAAUUUCAAGCUAAGUUGGACGGUGUGAAAACUUAUAUGCGAAUGAGACGGGUGCCGAAUCAUCUGCAACAGAAAGUGAUCAAAUGGUUCGAUUAUCUCUGGUUGACGCAAAAAUGUUCCGACGAGGAGAAGGCCAUUAGCUGUCUUCCCGACAAGUUGAAGGCCGAAAUCGCGAUAAAUGUACAUUUGGAAACGCUGAGAAGGGUUGAAAUAUUUCAGAACACAGAAGCUGGUUUCCUAUGCGAAUUGGUGCUUAGACUGCGACCCGUUCUUUUCUCACCUGGUGACUACAUUUGUCGAAAAGGUGAGGUAGGGAAGGAGAUGUACAUAGUGAACAGUGGUCGGCUCCAAGUUGUGGCCGACGACGGGAAGACGGUCCUCGCCACCCUUAAGGCGGGUUCCUACUUCGGGGAGAUCAGCAUUCUCAAUAUGGGGACUGCAGGUAAAGAGUGCGGUAAUCGACGAACAGCGAGCGUGCGGUCGGUCGGCUACUCGGGUCUCUUCGUUCUCAGUAAAAAGGACAUGUGGGACGUCCUCAAGGAAUAUCCAGCUGCCAGAGUACGACUGGAAUCCAUUGCGGUCAAAAGAUUGGAAAAGUACAAGAGAGCGCCCCUUAAGAAGGUGGCUAUGAGCAGAUGCCAGAGUACGCCAGGUUUGGUGGAAUCACAUGCACGAGUACCACUAGAGGAUAUGCUGGUGUCAUCGUUAGACGAAAAAUUAAGAGGACAGGGUUAUGCCAUAGGGGCCGGAACUCGUUCGCUAUUUACUCCGAGCUCGAGCCCUGUGCUGACGCGAGCUGCCGUUGGUGUUGCCAGCGUCGCUACGAGCAUCGCGACAGGCCCUAUUCUCCCCGGUAACAACGUAAACGUCAACGUCAACGUCAACAACGUCAACGCCAGCAGAAGUAUGGACAGCCCGAUGAGUGCCACCAGCAGCGGACAGAGUAGCGAGGAUCCAACUGCCAGGAUGCCUCGAUCGGUUGCGACUCAACCCUCCACCGGAAGGCAAUCCACUCAUUCCGGUAUGACGUGCAACAGCAUGACGCAAUUGAUGAGCGAGGGCGCGACACCUCUUCUCGACACGCACGAGACUCUUUUGGCGGAGAUCAAGCGACUUAAGGAGCGUCAGGUAUGCUUGGAAACGGAAAACGCUACGCUGAGCGCUAAAUUGAAUCAACAACAGUGGGAGGUCGAGCAACGUUUGGCAGAAAUCGAGCUACAAAUUUGCGGAGCGAGUUCUACGUCGAGCGUCGAAGACAACAACGAACGUAAUCGCGAGAGCAUCAUUUAACGAGAAACAAGGCCGCGAGAGCGCGGCAAAGCUAAGAU
Messenger RNA from Vespa mandarinia (Asian giant hornet), 4812 nucleotides. RefSeq lists its product as uncharacterized. Gene Ontology annotation, biological process: monoatomic cation transmembrane transport. The record is from RefSeq and is a predicted model, not a curated record. Gene Ontology annotation, molecular function: protein-containing complex binding; cGMP binding; intracellularly cGMP-activated cation channel activity. Gene Ontology annotation, cellular component: plasma membrane; intracellular cyclic nucleotide activated cation channel complex. Lineage: Eukaryota; Metazoa; Arthropoda; Insecta; Hymenoptera; Vespidae.